AUGACAUGUAGGAGUGAGGAAACUAACUGGGGGCUCUUGUUUGACAUUGCUCUUAGUCACGGCGAGUCUUUGCGGAGGCAGCGCUUGACGUAUGUCGGAUUCAUGACGCUUCUACGCUCUGCUGGCGUCGUCGGCCCUGUCACUGGUAUCUACCAGGUAUUGCUUGGGGCACUGUGGCAGCAUCAUGGCUUGCAACGGAGUUGCAACGAGGGUGGAAAAGGUGGUGAAACGAAAAACGCCCUUGAUCUUACCAUGGAUAUCGACGGGUUUAUUACCAUUAUGAAUGUGGUAUGUAUACGAUGUUACCAGGCACAGCGCUUCUCUGAAAUGUUAGAGGACGAUCAUCCAAUUUCCGAAGCCGUAACUUUGUGUGCAGAGGAACAGGGAAAAAUCCACUCGAGCGUAACAUACACCAUGCGCCGCUUCUUCAAGCCAUUCAUCAGCAGGUCCAUCGUAUUGAAAAGAAUGGUUGUAUCGUUGGACUCUAGGAAGAAUAGCUGGACACCGUACGCCAACCGCUUGAUUACGCAUAUACUGGCAGCUUCAGCUGAUUCGAUAGUUUUUCCUCUGUUUGAUCGCUACGCCGAGUGCGGCAGGAUAUAUCGUCCAUCUUUUGAGGGGAUGGUUGACGAUAUCUUUCCACAUUUCUCUCCUUCUCAAAGGAAUGCGGCGCUUUCUGUGUUCACGUAUGAUGGAUUCACUGGUAUACACAAGUUAAUGAAGUAUGUUCAUCCAGAUGUCGAUAAAGAAACUCGAGCAGCUCUGGAGUUGCACUCGUUCGCAGAGGCCCUUUUAAUGUUGGCGAUAGUUGCUUUUUCUAACGAGUCGCAGCACAAACACCACCGCCCCUUUACGGCCAAAGUGUGGGCCGCGUUUGAGGAUUACUAUUGCAAGUUCCUCGGUGUUCCGAUGGUAUCAGAUCCCAUUAAAGACAACAAAUUCGCCUCCAUUACUCCUUCGGCUAAUCUGGUGUUUCCUGCAGAGGUACCUCUGAACAAGUUGUCGUCUUUUCUUAUUUCAGGAUGGAACUUAACGGUGGAUGACUGGCCAUGUGACACACCCGAUCCGGGGAAGGGAUACCCUCCUCGCAUACUAAAAUUUCCGGAGGAUGGGUUUGACGAUAUUCCUUUAAUGGACAAGCAGGAAAGCGCUGCAAAAGCACCCACAUCUACCACCGGUAUGGCUGCUAAGCUUUUUGAAGAGGAGCUCAUUCGUCCCACUCCAGCGGAGUACAGCCUACCAAUUUACGGCGUUCAGCGCUGUACGGUGUACGUUGAUGAGCAACGCGCCAAUGCAUUUCAGCGUGCUCCCAACAUCGUAGAGGUUGUUAUUCCAAAAAGCAUGUGGAAUAUUUCCAUUGACGGAACAAAGGUAGAAUUUGUCACGUAUGGGGAUGAGGGGAAGCUUCUGCUGAGACCAAACAAAGAUGUAACAAUAUCCAUACGCGACGUAAAGGGUAGCACAACAUUCGAAACUAAAAGUGUCCCUCUCCUGGAGUCUCCCUUUGAGCAAGUAAUUUUGCCUCCCCAAAUGGAGGUGUUGAGGACGGCAUUUUCACAUCACGCGGCGAACGAUUUGCUGCCUGUAGAAAGGUUUGAUGAUGCUUGUGCUGAAUUGUGUAUUAUUACCUCCGGUACAAAGGACCAUUGUUUUUUAUUCGCAAAAUCGAAAUUAGAGGGGUCGGAGGAAAGAAUCCCAUUGAAAGGCGCAGAAACAUUAGAGAGCGCCCAAGGUAUCUCAUUUUCAGAGUUUGUUUCGGCCUUGGCAACGGUGCUGUUAAGACGGCAUGAAGCAAGGAACACUCUUCCUGACAUUCCUUACCUUCUCGCUGUUGGCUCUUCGAGGAUGAAAAAGAGCCUUCCUCCACUGGCUGAGUGGAAGGGUGAGAACAGUGGCAACCCAGCGCAGUGGCUCCCGUUGAAGUUAACGCAGCCGCACAACGCCCGGAUCGAUGUACCGUACGACAAUGCCCUGCGUAAGAAGUCAUCUUUCUUAAGACGAUAUUCAGGCACGGAGGGGUUGCUGAAAAGUUUGGGGAAGGAUCAUCACAUGUUGCGACCUCUCCCGGCAUUUCCGGUCGAGGUAAAAACUGUUGACGUCGUGUCCCAAUACGACGACGAUGAAAAGGGCCUAUUUGACAAGGUGGCGAAGACGUCAUCAUCGCUACAGGAGAGUUUUUUGAAAGAAGAAAUGGUUGUUUCCAGGAAGGGAUGGACGUUGGAGUAA
Trypanosoma brucei brucei TREU927 is the source of this 2226-nucleotide messenger RNA. RefSeq lists its product as hypothetical. NCBI's taxonomy places the organism in Eukaryota, Euglenozoa, Kinetoplastea, Trypanosomatida, Trypanosomatidae. The transcript has a single exon. Bases 1 to 2226 code for a protein of 741 amino acids. The record is from RefSeq and is a predicted model, not a curated record.